UGGUCAAUGAUUGUCCUGGUGUCACAGAAAACACUUGUUUUCUCAUGUCUCCAUCUUGCCAGCUGCAAAGCUAAACUUGGUUUGCUGCCGCGUCUUAUUAUAGCCCACACGGUUUCAGAGAGUCUGUCCCGCUGCCUCGGGUUUGGAAAGCAGCGUGCUGUUACUGAAGUGAAUGACCGCUGCUGUUAGCAGGCUUUUCAGAGCUAGGAUUGAGUUGCUAAUCGCAACAAACUGCUAACCCAGAGUAAGCAGUGGCUGCACAGCGCUUCAGCCUGCAGCCCCGGUGUCAGCUUGCGUGAUUGACCGCCACGUGAAGCCCGAUUUCGGGGAGCAACGCGCUGCAAUGGACCGAUCUGCUACAGUGGAGCACUAUAAGGCAGCCAUGUUGCUGAGUGGUGUUGGUGAUGCUCUUGGAUACAGGAAUCAGCUAUGGGAGUACAACGAGUCAGGACCAGCUAUCCACCAGGAGCUGAAGGAGCUCGGCGGUCUGGAGAACAUCAAGGCUGAGCUCCCUGACUGGCCGGUGAGUGACGACACGGUCCUGCAUCUGGCAACAGCUGAAGGACUGGCGACCGGGAAGACGGGGGAGGAGCUCCUGCAUGAGGUGGCUGCUCGAUAUGUGGAGGGGAUGAAAGAUAUGGAUGGGAGGAAGCCAGGGCCUUCAAGCAUCCUGGGAGUGUCCCAGCUGAAGCCUGGGGAGGAAGGGGGGUACAGAGUGGCUUAUAACCCCGAGGGGACAGGCUGUGGAGCAGCCAUGAGGUCCAUGUGCAUCGGUCUGAGGUAUCCAAAGCCUGACCAGCUGUUGUCACUGGUGGCUGUUGCAGUGGAGACAGGUCGGAUGACCCAUCCUCACCCCACGGGCUUCCUGGGAGCCGUGGCGUCGGCCCUCUUCACUGCGUAUGCCGUCCAGCGCAGGCCAAUCACGACCUGGGGUCUGGGCCUGAUCAACGAGGCCUGUCCGAUAGCGAAGAACUUCGCUCAGGGUCGAGGCUACGCCGUGGAGGAGACAGAGAGAGACUGGGGCUACUUCUGUGACAAGUGGCAGUGGUACCUGGAUAUGAGGGGCAUCUCUAACGGGGUGGGUCCUGUGAUUUGGCCCACUUCCUAUGGCCCGGCAGAGAGAGACGAAGCCUACAAGAGCUUCAGCCUGUCAGGCUGGGCGGGACGUAGCGGCCACGAUGCUCCAAUGAUCGCCCUCGAUGCCCUCCUGGGGGCGGGUUCAAACUGGGAGGAGCUGAUGAGCAGAGCAGGCUUCCAUGGAGGUGACAGUGACAGCACCGCAGUGAUCGCCUGCUGCUGCUGGGGUCUCCUCUAUGGCACUCAAGGGGUCCCUGAAGGCAACUACUCCAACCUGGAGUACAGGGACCGACUGGAGCGCAGCGCCGAGCAGCUCUACGCCUUGUCACACUGAGGCCACUGCUGACUGAGUGUGUCCCAACAUGUUGUGCUGAGGGUGGGGUGGGUUGGGGGAAGUAGGCCACACAUUCUGACACAUUGACGUAGAGCUAGCUGGUGCUCUCAGUAGUACAUCGAUCUAGAGUGCUGUCACCAAGCCACAAAGUGUGGUGUCAUACAUGCCUGAGGGGGAAGCAGUGUCCCACUAACCUAAAGUUCAAUCAUUUCUAACCACAACAAGGACUCAUGAUGUUAGUGCUGAGGUUGGUGUAUAAAGAGGGGUCCCCCUAGUGACCAUUUUAAAUUAACAUGCAGAGUUGUAUCACUGAGCAGAACAAAUCCAAGCUAAUGAGAAUGUGGAGAGAAUAUGAAAAGUCCCCCAGGAGGUAAUUACUUCGUUUUGUCAGACUGACAUAAUCGCAAAUGCUUGGUGAGUUUCAAAUUAAAUGUCCUCUUGUUAUUGUCUUAUGAAAAAUAUAUUUCUUAUGUCUCAUUAUAGUUGUUAACUGCUACUUCAUGCAGUGAAGAGCAGAACUGUAGCUGCAGUACUACAGACAAGUACAGUUAAUGAUAUAAUAAAUUUUAAAAAGCAAA
This is a messenger RNA of Lates calcarifer (barramundi perch), 1989 nucleotides long. RefSeq names its product ADP-ribosylarginine hydrolase (gene adprh). Gene Ontology annotation, molecular function: ADP-ribosylarginine-[protein] hydrolase activity; magnesium ion binding. Gene Ontology annotation, biological process: protein de-ADP-ribosylation. The record is from RefSeq and is a predicted model, not a curated record. Lineage: Eukaryota; Metazoa; Chordata; Actinopteri; Centropomidae. The transcript is spliced from 8 exons. The coding region runs from base 344 to 1411 and encodes 355 amino acids.